UCAAUUUUUUUUAGUUUGCAAGUCUUAUGCAACGAUUCAUUUUGAUAGCCGUUUUUUUAUCCAUUAUUUCUAAAUUUAACGCUGUAACUGACAUGUACAAUGUUAUUUACAUUCAAAGCAACGUCGAUCUUGAAUCGAGUAAAUAAAAACAAAUUUAAAAAGAUAGUAGAAUCGUUAAAAAAAGUAAUUUAUAAUUUUACAAAUAAAAUCUGAAUCGCGUAACUCCUACGCGAAAAAAAAAACGCUGGAGGCUCAGCUUGAUCCAAGCAAAAGAUUAAAAAUCAAAUUACCCGCAAAAGCAAUUACACCGCUUCUCCUCAUACACGAUCUCUCAUCGGAAAAUUAUAUAACCGCGACACGGAGCGAACUGCAUCUAAUAGACCGCAGCAGAAAAUUUUCAUCGCGCGGAAAGGGAAACCACGGGCGCGCUUACAGCGGCUCAUCAUCUGCUCGAUCCGAUAUUGUACGAGGCUGACCAGGAGGGAAAGUGCGCGCGAGCUCUCUGACGUCCGUGAGAAACUUUCAGCGUUGAUAUACAUCUCCCGAACUCGAGAAUCUUCUCUCUUUCACGCGCGAGCGAGAGAACCAUGAAAACCUGCGUCGUCUUCGCCCUGUUCGGCCUUUUGGCCGUAGCAGCAGCCUUUCCCCAAAAGGACGGUCAGCGCUUCAGCAACGAGGCGAUCAAGCAAGCCCAGCAGACCUACUUGAUUCCUAAGGACGCGCAGAUUCAAAAUGUCCAGGAGGGCAUCGAGCUCGCGGCCUACGAGUCGAUCCCCGGCAACCAGAGGAUCAACCUCUUUGAGAUUCUCGGUGAACACGUACCCGCCGAGGUUGUCAACAAUCUCCAAGGCCAGAUCGACCAGAUUGGAAGGAACUGAGCUUCUUCUAGACCGUCGUCCUAAUUCGCUGUUUGCUGAUGUGACUUGGUCCAUGCGCGCGUCACGAAGCCAACUACGAGAUUAUUUUCGCAACCAACGAAGCAAUAUCGAAGUUCUUGUAUAGAUUAUU
Nasonia vitripennis (jewel wasp) is the source of this 1008-nucleotide messenger RNA. RefSeq lists its product as uncharacterized. The coding region runs from base 588 to 878 and encodes 96 amino acids. The record is from RefSeq and is a predicted model, not a curated record. NCBI's taxonomy places the organism in Eukaryota, Metazoa, Arthropoda, Insecta, Hymenoptera, Pteromalidae. The transcript is spliced from 2 exons.